Durio zibethinus is the source of this 844-nucleotide messenger RNA. RefSeq lists its product as uncharacterized. The record is from RefSeq and is a predicted model, not a curated record. Lineage: Eukaryota; Viridiplantae; Streptophyta; Magnoliopsida; Malvales; Malvaceae.
GAACAGUUUGUGACUUUGUUCCCGUUCACAUUCUCUUCAUUACAACUUCGAUCAAUGAGUGACAACCCACCCGCAAAAUUAUGACUGUCAAAAACCGUGGAAUCAAAAACCAUAAACAAGGCAAAUAAAUCGGUGUUGACUGUCGAGCAUGAAGAAGUAGAGCUAGGUUUAACAUUUGCCGAAUACUGCAUCAUAUUGCUCUCUGAAUCUAUAAAAAUUGAUUUGGGUAGCUUGAAAAGUGAAGAAAAAGAGAUGGCAGUGAACCAGACGGCGGCGUUGAAGGUGGGGUUGGGUCUAUUGGGCCUGUGUUUGUUCGGCUACCUAGUGGGUCCACCGCUGUACUGGCAUUUCAUGGAAGGCUUAGCAGCCGUCAGCCACUCCUCCAACACUUGCCCACCUUGCCUCUGUGAUUGCUCUUCCCAGCCUCUUCUCACAAUCCCUGAAGGAUUGAGCAAUGCUUCCUUUGCAGAUUGUGCAAAGCAUGAUCCAGAGGUGAGUGAGGAUACUGAAAAGAACUCUGCAGAACUUUUGACAGAAGAAUUGAAGGUUAGAGAAGCUGAAGCUUUGGAAAGUAAGCAACGCGCUAACAUGGCACUACUUGAGGCUAAGAAGAUAGCAUCACAGUAUCAAAAGGAAGCAGACAAGUGCAAUUCAGGUAUGGAAACAUGUGAAGAAGCAAGGGAGAAAGCUGAAGCAGCAAUGGCAGCUCAGAAGAAAUUGACAGCAAUGUGGGAAUUAAGAGCUCGUCAAAAAGGAUGGAGAGAAGGGGCUGCCAAAUCUCAUAUGCAGUUACAGGGUAAUGUUCAGUCUGCCUAAUUGAUCCACAAUUGCCUCAUAGAAAAUU